This is a messenger RNA of Rotaria sp. Silwood2, 438 nucleotides long. The record is from the annotation of a GenBank genome assembly. Lineage: Eukaryota; Metazoa; Rotifera; Eurotatoria; Philodinida; Philodinidae.
AUGACGAAUCACAGAACUCACAGUGUUAGUAUAUUCUAUGGAUAUGGCCAUGGAAAAUUUUCACUUCCAGUGAUAUAUACAACAGGUUAUGAUUCUCUACCAUCUUCAUUAGCCUCUGGAGAUUUCAAUAACGACAACUAUAUAGAUCUUGCUAUUACCAAUUAUGACACCAAUAAUGUUGGCAUACUUUUUGAAAACAGCAACAGAACUUUUGAAAAACAAAUCGUAUUUUCAACUGAACUUGAUUUCCAUCCAUAUUCAAUUGCUGCUGGUCAAUUUAAUGACGACGAAUUUGCUGAUAUAGCCAUCGCCAAUUCUGAAACACAUGAAAUAGGUGUACUUUUGAACAAUGCCAAUAGAACUUUCGCUAAUCAAGCUACCUAUUCAGUUGGUUAUGCUUCUCCAUAUACGGUCGAUGUUCAAGACUUCAACCAAUAA